GGUUGUUUGUUUUGGUAUUUUUGUUUAGUUUUUUACAUUGAUCCUUUGAAUAUCAUACGUAGUUUUGAGAGUUGUCUUUUGAGCCAUUUGCUCAGAGUCCUGUAUUAUUGUAUAUUGAAACUGUGGUAUACUUGUUUUUUACAGCUAACGCUCUGCAAGUUCUGUUACAAAUUUCUACAGACAAAAGCUGUGUACCUCGUUUUACUGGUUUUGCCUUCCCAAGAUUUGCUACCAUCCUGUUAUUUUUGUGAUCUCUUAAGCUAUUUUGUAGUGACAGUAGUUACCAGUUUUUAUAUCCAGAGGUCUGGUGUAAAAAGAGUGAUUGUUAAUACUUUUGGGAAACAGCCUGUAUGAUUAGACAAAACCCUGAGAGCGUCUUCUGUGAGUGUUUGCACUGCAAAAUAGAGUUUCAGUUUUAUGUCAGAUUCUUUGAGAUUUGUCUUAAUAGCGAGCUAAAUUGGAAAAACCAAAGAAUGGAUUGCAUUGUAGCAUAAUGCAGAAAGAACAGCUGCCUCGGUGGCCAAAUAAUUGGUUAAAUUCUUCCAAGCUUUUAACAACUUUUUAACGUUUAUUUCAUAAUCUGAAAGAAGAGUAGCAUUUGGAAUAAUGGCAACAGGAGACCUAAAUGGAAGUUUAAGAAAAAUAGAACAAGGACUUCGCUUGUUAAGUUAUCCAAGAGAUGUGGAUUAUACAGUGUUAGUAAAGGGUGAUCCAGCUGCAUUUUUGCCUAUCAUCAGCUAUUGUUUCACAUCUUUUUCAACUUGCAUAGCAGAGCUUUUGGUAAAGUGUGGCGUGGAGCUGACAGCCAAGAGUGACUUGCGUUUUAUUGAAGCUGUUUAUAAGUUUCUUCGAGAUCAAUUUCAGUAUAAACCAAUUUUAACAAAAGAGCAGUUUCUUCAGUUUGGCUUUGCAGAAAGAAAAAUGCAAAUUGUUUGUGACAUUAUCAACUGUGUGGUGAAGAAACAUAAGGAGUUGAGUAACUCUAGUAAGGUUAAAUCCCAAACAAGGAAAAAAAUCAGACCUGUUAAAUUUGAAGUAUGGUCAAAUUGUGGUAAAGGUCUUGCUGAUCCAAGUGGCAGUGCUCUGAAUUCCAAACAGAAGCCUCUAGUGGAAAGGCACUCAGGAAAUGAAGUUAGUGGUGACCUUCAUCCACUACCCCUUCCAGCACAGGAAGGGAACCAAGAAGAAUUAUGCCUAGAUCAUGAUAUCGUGGAAGUUAAAUGUGAACAAGCCAUAGAAGAAAAUUCACAAAUUGAGUUUUUAAAGAAUCAGCUUGCAGAUUUCCAGGAAAAGCUUCAGAAGCUAGAUUGGAUGGAAGAUAAGCUACAAGUUUUAGAAGAGAAACUGCAAGGAAAGGUGAUCAUAGAUGAGAAAGACUGGAAUAACUUACUGAAUCGAGUUUUGCUUCUUGAAACAGAACUGUUGUUACAAUCCCAAAAGAAAGACUUACCAAAAGAGUUCAGCAAUAUAAAUCAAGAAAGUACUUCUAGUACCAUUCCAGUAUCUCCUGAUACAGAGAGGAAUGAGGAGAUGCCAGAGAGUCAUCCUCAGUCGUCUGGAUGCAGUUCACUGUUAUCCACAGACCAGUCUCCCAAAGACAUGACCAUUAAUUCUCAUGAUCUGACAGACAUUUCAAAGGAGACAAUAAGACAACGAAUGGAAAAGAUAAGUAAAAUAAUUGAGGAAACCUUCAACUUGUUCAAAACACCAAGCCCAUCACUGGCAAUACCUGAAAGCACAGGUCUUCAGACCUGGUCUCUGGAGACUUGUGGAUACCAGAAAUAAUAUGUAUGUUUGUACAGCAUUAAAUUUUUAAUAUAUUGAAUUUGUAAUGAUCAGUGCUUUUAUUGCUUUGAAUAAAUAUUUUAUUCAUGCAUCUGUGUAUUGAUUUCCCUCCCCACACCCGUGAUUUUUGUUUUCAAAGACUGUUCAAAUAGCUUCUUCCCCCCUCCUUGCACUUUUGUGAAUUGAAGUCAUUACAGCAGUGUAUUCUUGUGUUGACAUUUGUUAGCAGUGUGCUAAGUAAUAUGUUUUUUAAAGUGUGGGCUUGAGGACCAUGGUUUACAUCCUGUUGGAAACAUUCCAGCUGGAACUUGCAUAUUGCACCCAAGAGGCAUCCUUACAUACCAUCUUACCAUCUGUACUGUUCAAUAAGUCUUAAUAAAAAACUUACAUACACAG
Messenger RNA from Ficedula albicollis (Collared flycatcher), 2181 nucleotides. It is a transcript of the gene CEP44, whose product is annotated as centrosomal protein 44. The record is from RefSeq and is a predicted model, not a curated record. The transcript has 11 exons. The coding region runs from base 607 to 1785 and encodes 392 amino acids. Gene Ontology annotation, cellular component: centrosome; spindle pole. NCBI's taxonomy places the organism in Eukaryota, Metazoa, Chordata, Aves, Passeriformes, Muscicapidae.